Molecule: messenger RNA, 987 nt
Organism: Arachis duranensis
Lineage: Eukaryota; Viridiplantae; Streptophyta; Magnoliopsida; Fabales; Fabaceae
Product: pollen-specific leucine-rich repeat extensin-like protein 1
Exons: 4
Coding region: 157-879 (240 amino acids)
Cellular component (GO): extracellular region
Molecular function (GO): metal ion binding; hormone activity
Source: RefSeq, a predicted model, not a curated record
ACGUCUUUCUCGUGUUCCUUCUCUUCUUUGCAUUCAAGUAACAACAAAACAAGGCAUCUAUGUAUACUCAAGUCUCUCUUGCUAUCUAUAUUUAGUGGUGGAACCUCUCUCAGCACGAAUUCAAGGCUACUUAAUUAUCUCAAUUAAGCCAACAUUAUGAAGCAAAAGGUAGUUAUAAAGAUCCAAAUGCAUUGUGAUAAAUGCAGAAAUAAGGCCCUGAAAACUGCUGCAGAGGUACAAGGGGUGACUAUGGUGUCACUUGAAGGGGAUGAGAAAGAUCGCGUGGUAGUGACCGGAGACAACAUCAACACAAUUUACCUGAUCAACCAACUGAACAAGAAGUUCAAGUGCGUAACGGUUGUGAGCAUCGAAGAGGUGAAGAAGAAGCAAGAGGAAAAGAAGGAUGAUAAGAAGAAGGAUGAGAAGAAGAAGGAUGAAAAGAAGAAGGAAGAGAAGCCAUUCUGUGCUGUUCUGUGUCUCCCACCUCCACCACAUGCUCAAUGCUCCAACUGCCAACCCAAGUGCGAUCAUUGCACCAAGUGUCAAGGGCCAAAGUGUGAAUGCAAGUGUGUCCUAAUAUGCUUCAAGUGCAACAAUCCAAAGUGUGAUGGAAAAUGCAACAUUUGCAUCAAAUGUGAGAGUCCCAAGUGUAGUGGUCACUGUUGUUCUUCCCCUCCCAAGCCUCCUACUAAGCCAGAAUCCAAACCGCCAGAGCAACCAAAACCACAGCCACAGCCACAACCACAACCGCAACCGGUUUACAUUAAUUGCCCUCCAUGGUGCAAUUGUCCAAGGUGCUAUGUUGUGCCAUGUAAUCCCCCAGCUUGCAACUACAGGGUUGUUUAUGAAUCAAACCCUGAUAAUUGCUCCAUCAUGUAAUCAAUUAAUCAAGGGGUGCUAUGUACGGCUUAAUAAAACAUUUGUAAUUUUCUGAUUAUUAGUCAUUUUUCAGACACAUGCACACAAGCACACUUGUUCAUUAUUCUA